This is a messenger RNA of Kluyveromyces lactis, 1371 nucleotides long. RefSeq lists its product as uncharacterized. The transcript has a single exon. NCBI's taxonomy places the organism in Eukaryota, Fungi, Ascomycota, Saccharomycetes, Saccharomycetales, Saccharomycetaceae. Bases 1 to 1371 code for a protein of 456 amino acids. The record is from RefSeq and is a predicted model, not a curated record. Gene Ontology annotation, cellular component: extracellular region.
AUGAAGCUCAAUUCUGUUAUUGUUUCUUCAUUUAUAGCAGCCUCUGUGCUUGCUCAAAAUACUGUCACAUUAGACUUGACUUUAGAUGCUACUUCUACCAGAUUAUCCAAACCUGUCGCUACUUCAACUGACAGCGGAUACUCUGCUACCAGCUCUACUUCUGUCCCAAGUGAUGAAGUGAGUUCCAGAGAUACAGUAACCGGCAGUGUUACUUCAGUUCCUUCAAGCACAGCUUCAUCAGACUCGACUUCAACGGAUACUGUUCCAUCAAGUUCAGAAACAUCAGAAUUGGAGACAUCAAGCUCGAUAAGCUCGCCAUACUAUGGUAACACAACUCUAACCGACUCUAUUCCAACUUCUGAUUUCGGAUCUGAGGUAACUUCAAGUAUAGUUCCUACCUCAGAAGUCGAUUUAACGUCUAUUGGAGAAACUUCUACCUCGUCCGGUGCUCUUUCAAGUGAAUCAUCUAUCCUAUCCACCUCUUCUGAUGGUACUUCAGAGGGUAAUUCCGCUCCAUCUUCCAUACAAUCGUCUACCUCUUCUUCUUCUGAAGUUACUUCUACUCCAUCCUCCACAGAGUCAUCUACUUCUUCUAUCUCUUCUGAAGAAACCUUGGUCUCAUCCGCUACAGAGUCAUCUACUUCGUCCACCUCUUCUGAAUAUACUUCUACCCCAUCAUCUACAGAGUCAUCUACUUCUUCCAUCUCUUCUGAAGAAACUGUGGUCUCAUCCGCUACAGAGUCAUCUACUUCGUCCACCUCUUCUGAAGUUGCUUCUACCCCAUCAUCUACAGAGUCAUCAACCUCUUCGACAACUCCUACUUCUACUUUGGCCAGCACAACAGCAGAUUCUGCAGCUACCACAACCGCCGAGGCUAUUUCUGAUGCCGAUCGCGAGAGUGUUUUGAACGCCCAUAAUGAAUACAGAGCUAGACACCAAUCCACCAAUCCAUUAGUUUGGAAUGAGGAAUUAGCCGCAUAUGCUUACGAUUACACUCAAACAUUGUUCGGUAGCGACAACGAUCCAUGUAACUAUAAGCUACAACACUCUGGUGGUCCGUAUGGUGAAAACUUGGCUGCUGGUACUAACUCCGAUCCAGCUGCCUUAGUUGGCUUGUGGUACGAUGAAAUCAACUACUAUGACUACAACAAUGUCACUGGUAUCUCUCAUAACGGUCAUGAUGUUGGUCACUUCACUCAAUUGGUUUGGGCUGCUAGUACUGACGUCGGAUGUUCUGUAACAAAAUGUUCUUCCGGAUCCGUCUACUUGAUCUGUGAAUACUCUCCAGCCGGUAAUGUUAAGGUUGUUGGUGGCAAUGACGCUUAUGUGUUGUAUAAGCAAAACGUCAAGCCGUUAUUGGAGAGCAAUUAG